UACUGUGUAAAAACGAUCAACGAUAGAACAAAAAUUUUCGUACGAACGCUUAGCUCAUUUUUUUUUUGUUUUACGGAAUAACAGUAUAACUAUUAAAGGUAUGGUUCGAAAAUGCUGUGUUUGCACCUUGUCUGAACGGCAAGUGGAACCAACGGUAUCUUUUCAUAGGAUUCCGAAUGACAGCAGGAGAAUGUCUGAAUGGAAUGUAGAGAUAGCAAAAAACGGUUGUGAAUUACAUCUAAUUGGUCCAAGAACGACGAUUUGUUCGAAUCAUUUCCAGAACGAAGAUUUUAUUAUCACUGCCGGUGGCAAGCAUUUGCGAAGCACCGCAGUCCCACGGGUUUCCACCAGUUACGCUGGCUGCGAUAAUUUUUGCCCCCCCAGGAUGGUCACAACCGAACUGAAGAACUGCUUCACCUGCUGCCGGCGGACGGAAAAUUUCCUCUGCAUCACGGACGACGAUAACAACAGUGGAGAAAAUGUGGAAGAAAUUUUCGCCAAACACUUUUGGUUUACCAGAGAGGUUUACCAAAAUGGCAUUGUGUGCACCAGUUGCUGGGAGAAGAUAGACGAGUUUCACAAAUUUUACUGUGAAGUGGAGAAAUUGCAUGCCACCACCAAGGCGGAAGCGGAUGUGAAAGUCGAAUCUAACGAUGGUGCUCCGGAUGAUGAAAGCUUAAUUUUCGCUGAAACGGUUAUAAAGUGCGAAGAACCAAACUCUCUCUACGUGAUGGUGGAAAAGCAGGAAAUCAAUCCAGCUGAUGACAACGAUGAUGCCGGAACUAGUCAUGAAGCGGGUGCGAGCGACGCUAGUGCGAACGUCGACAGAGAGUCCGCCGAGUCCGAGUCGGAAUCUAAUGUUCCAUUGGCAAAGCGGUUCGCGGCCAGUGGUCGGAAGAAGCAAAAGCAACCCGUCCCAGCGCGCUCACCUGCGUCAACUCAACGGAAUGAAAAAUUUAUCUGCCAUCUGUGUGCUCAGGUUGCUGGUUCUGCCGGUGGUCGCACCUACAAAACUUUCUACUGGCUCAAACAACACUUUAACAAGGACCACAAUAAAUCACAAUGCUACAUAUUUUGCUGCGAGAAGAAAUGGUUCAAUACGCGAAACUACAAUCGACACGUGAGUGCUCACCACGACAAAACGCGCACCAUGAAAAAUCGCUGCGUCGAGUGCGCUCGCUGGUUCAAGGAGGAAAGUUCCUUCCAGGCGCAUAUGUUCCUAGUGCAUACGCCAGAUGAGGCGAAAAAGUUCAAGUGCAACCUUUGCACGAAAUGUUUCGUCCUGGAGGAUCAACUCAACAGUCACAUCACGUGGCACGAGGAGGUGAAGCAGAAAAAUUAUUACUGUUCGCUGUGCGAUCGGUACUUUGUGGUGGCUGGCCACCUGGAGAAACACAUGGAGAGGCAUCACGGUAGCGAUUCUCAGAACAUUGCUGACGAUGAUGAUGAGGACGAUAGUGAGCCGGACAAAUCGGCAGGCCAUACUGAUGAUUUUGGAAACGCCCCAGCAAAACCCAGACCCAGUCCGGAGGAAAUCGAACAACAGGAGUCGGUGAUAAAGCAGUUCGUUUCGUUUAAUUGCACCCGCUGCGAAUACAUGGCAAAAUCGUUUGGUGAUUUGAAGACUCACACCGGACGGGAGCACAACACGAGCGGCAGUAUUGUGAUCUGCUGCGAGCGAAGUUUCAAUGCCAGACUGAAGCUGUACGAUCACUGUCUUCGCCACCAGAACCCAGAUAUGUUCAAGUGCCAGAAAUGUGACAAAAAUUUCACCGACAGCCGCGGGUUACAGCAUCAUAACUGGUGGGUCCAUACGCCGAUUUCCGAACGGCCCUUCAAAUGUGACAUUUGCGGUGACUGCUUUAUGAAGGACUACAUGCUGAAGGCACACAUGGAGAAGCACAUUGAGAAGCAACGAAAGGCACAUAGCUGUGUUCAGUGCGGUCGCGUCUACCCGUCUGUGAGGCAGCUGAAAAAGCACAUGCAGCGCGACCACGGCGCUUUUACUAACUGGGUUUGCGACAUGUGUGCCAUGGGGUUCGCCCAUCGCAAGCUACUGGACCAGCAUCGACUGACGCAUUCGAUGGAGGGUUUGCUGAAGCUUCGGAAACAAUGCGAUAAAUGUCAGAAAUGGUUAUCAAAUGAGAAAUCCUUCAAACGACAUAAGAUUCGCUGCAAUGCCCCACCCGCUCGGUGUGAGAUAUGUGGCCAUGUGUCAACCUACGAGGGUGCACUGAAAUCGCACAUGCUUCGCAUGCAUUCCGACAUCAAGAAGUAUGCCUGCAGCUUCUGUGGCAAGGAGUUUAAGAAACAGAUACGCUGCAAGGAACAUGAAGCUAACCACACUGGUGUUGUACUGUACAAGUGUCCAUUCUGCCCUCGGUCUUGCAAUUCCAGUUCGAAUAUGUACACCCACAAGAAGACCGCUCAUCCGGAGCAGUGGGCGGAGGCCAUAGCUGCUAAAUUGUUUACGCCAACGUAAGGUAAGUUAACCAGCACAUAGGUAUUGAAGUUUUAGAAAAUUUUAAAUAUAAUGAUUCCCUGAAGGAAGAUACUUUGCGUGAGCAGGUCUUCUUGCUCACGAUGAGCUGAA
Messenger RNA from Wyeomyia smithii (pitcher-plant mosquito), 2593 nucleotides. Its product is annotated as transcription factor grauzone-like. NCBI's taxonomy places the organism in Eukaryota, Metazoa, Arthropoda, Insecta, Diptera, Culicidae. Bases 101 to 2482 code for a protein of 793 amino acids. The transcript has 7 exons. Gene Ontology annotation, biological process: regulation of DNA-templated transcription. The record is from RefSeq and is a predicted model, not a curated record. Gene Ontology annotation, molecular function: zinc ion binding; RNA polymerase II cis-regulatory region sequence-specific DNA binding; DNA-binding transcription factor activity, RNA polymerase II-specific. Gene Ontology annotation, cellular component: nucleus.